UACUUCCGUAUUACAGAUCGAUAACAGUGGUGAUAAAAUUCCGAUAAAAUUUGUAAAUAUUCAAUUGAUAUCGCAACAUGGCUUCAAAUUUUUGCACCUUAUCAUUAGGCCAGCUUAAAACGGAGCUAAGGCGACGCAAUGCAAAGUUGACUGGACGGAAGAAGGAAUUAAUCGAAAGACUGGAGGCAUAUGACAGAAACCAGAAUUUCAACAGGGAAGAAGAUCUUCUACCAGAAUUCAACAUGAGCCUGCCCAAGACUAGUGGAUACAGAGAUGUAAAUUCAGAUGCUAAAAUGGCACCAAUAACAAUGGAGAAGGCCAUCGAAUACAUGGACCAGUACCGGGUGGAGUUUGAUGCGAAGGUAAAAGACCUGUAC
Molecule: messenger RNA, 377 nt
Organism: Mya arenaria
Lineage: Eukaryota; Metazoa; Mollusca; Bivalvia; Myida; Myidae
Exons: 2
Source: RefSeq, a predicted model, not a curated record